AGAUGGCGGCGGCGAUGGCGGCGGCGGCGGCGAUGGACGAGGAGUUCGAGGACGCCAUCGACGUGGAGCCCCUGGAGCCCACCCUCUCCAACAUCAUCGAGCAGAAAUCACUCAAGUGGAUCUUCGUGGGCGGCAAAGGAGGAGUGGGCAAAACCACCUGCAGUUGCAGCUUGGCUGUGCAGUUGGCAGAGGUUCGAGAGACUGUGCUGAUUAUUUCCACAGACCCAGCCCAUAACAUUUCUGAUGCGUUUGAUCAGAAAUUCUCCAAAGUGCCAACAAAGGUGAAGGGUUAUAACAACCUCUUUGCUAUGGAAAUUGAUCCAAGCCUUGGUGUAGCUGAACUACCCGAUGAAUUUUUCGAAGAAGAUAAUAUGUUGAGCAUGGGCAAGAAGAUGAUGCAGGAGGCAAUGAGUGCGUUCCCAGGCAUCGAUGAAGCCAUGAGCUAUGCUGAAGUUAUGAGAUUGGUGAAAGGCAUGAAUUUCUCAGUGGUGGUCUUUGACACGGCACCAACAGGACACACACUGCGGCUCUUGAACUUCCCAACUAUCGUCGAGAGGGGUCUCGGCCGGCUAAUGCAGAUUAAAAACCAAAUUAGUCCUUUCAUCUCCCAGAUGUGCAGUAUGCUUGGACUCGGUGACAUGAAUGCGGAUCAACUUGCAUCCAAGCUGGAAGAGACCCUGCCGGUCAUUCGUUCCGUCAGUGAGCAGUUUAAAGACCCGGAGCAGACCACAUUUAUCUGUGUGUGCAUUGCCGAAUUUCUGUCCUUGUACGAAACGGAGCGACUAAUUCAAGAGUUGGCAAAGUGCAAAAUUGACACGCACAACAUCAUCGUAAACCAGCUGGUGUUUCCAGACCCCGGGGAGAAGCCUUGUCGGAUGUGUGAGGCACGACACAAAAUCCAGUCCAAAUACCUAGACCAGAUGGAGGAUCUGUACGAAGAUUUUCACAUAGUGAAGCUCCCACUGUUACCUCACGAAGUCAGGGGCACCGACAAAGUCAAUACUUUCUCCAAGCUCUUGCUUGAGCCUUACCUGCCGCCCAGCAAAUGAACAGACUUCCUUCAUUCCCUUUCAAUACCGAUGCGGGGAAAGCCUAGGAUUUGUAAUUUAUUAACACUGUGUUUGUAGAAACAAGCAUGGGGGAGGGAUGUGUGGAUGUUAUUUAUUGUGUUGGGCCAGGUGUGAGUUUAUUUGUUCAUGUAAUUCUGCAGUAAUACUGACUACACGAGCCGACCCGAAGGUUGUGUCAAAGCUGUACUAUUUUGACCUAAAUCUUAGCUCUCGCAAACGUUACACAUCAUUGCAUUCCAGCUUUGACUCUCCUUCCCCCCCCCCCCCCCUUAAAUAUUUACCUCCCCCCCUCCAAAAUAAGCAUCUACCUAAGACCGAAGCCCCUCUGCCCUCACCAGCUGCAAGCCACACUACUAUCGGAUCAAUUUUCACUCCGAGUGUGAUAGUCAUCAGAAGGAAGUGCAUGGUUCACAGCUGAAGGGGCAGUUCCACUGUGACAUGUUGAGCGAGUUUACCCACUCAACAUUAUGAGCCUCGUCCAUUAAACCAUUUAACACUAGCAACUUUAUCCAGGUUACUUUGUUAACACAUCAACACCAGUUCGAGGCAAAGAUGUGAAAGGGAGCCUUUUGCCUGAUAUUGGUCCAUUAUCUCAUUUAGGUCUAAUUUAAUAUUCAUCUCCUGUAACCUUGUUAUUCUGAAUACAAAGGCUAUCUUGGUCUUGGGUAGAACAGGGGGUACAAUAGACAACCUAUUAGUGUCAAGUGUCGCCUUGUAGCCAGAGUUACUUGUAGCCAGAGUUUUUUUCUUGUUUGGCACACCUGGCAUUUAAUUGAACAUCCAAUAGACAUGUUGUGAAUGCUGCCCGUGCUUUAUGGAAGUGUUUCUUUCUGAUUUGUUAAAGAAGUUUAAAUGAAGACACUUGUUAAGGAAUACCUAACCAGAAUGGUACUUUCAAAUGUUUUAUUUUAUUGCAUUGGAUCUGCCAGAUCUAUGUUCAAAUUGCUUACCUGUCCAUGUCCCUGUUGAAUGUGGAUGCAGAUUCUUCCACGAGUUUGGAGGAGGCAGCUUAGGUAAUCCCUCGGUUCCUGUUGUCACCGCACCUCAAGCAGUGGCUCAACUUAAAAUAGUGAGCCAUUUCAGGCCAGGAAAAUCAUACAAUUAAUCCCUGGGCUUUGCAAGAGCAGUUGGAUGUCUGCUUGGCUCGGAUAAUGGCGGAGAAGAUGGAUGUAGAAAGGAAAGGGGUAAAUUGGCUACAAUAUCUAAAUGGUUCUGGUCUGCCCUUGUAAAGGGUGAUGGAUGUGAACAACCUUUGGGCUCGGAUGUUAGCCAUUAAUGUUUCCUUUGAUCCAUGAGAAAUACCUGCUAAUAUGUACCAGAAGACCAAUACCAUCCAACAUUAUAUCUUCCAGGAGAGGCAGAGGGAAGGCUUAAUGUUGGGGGAUUACAAGUCAGUGAAUUGUUCACUCCACAAACGUUAAAUGUGUUUUAAUAGCAGUAGGUGAAACCUGUGGUGACUGACUGAGGUAGUAAUUGAGCGGCAACCGUCAAACCAUAAGGAAAAUUAAAUCCCAUGGGGGUGGUGAAGUUAAUUCUCGUCAGCAAAGAGGGAAGAUUCAAUGCAUUGGGCUUCUUUCACAGUGGAAUGACCAUUUUGUGUUUUAAUAUUGCCGCUGCUGUGGAGAGGCUGAGGAAAGCCAUCCAGGCCUGUUUAUUGCAAGCCCUAGGUUACCCUAACUCUGCUUUGUUUUGUAAAAUACUUGGCUAUUAGAACAACAGAUCCCUUUGAGAGCAGGGCCCAUGUGUUUAAACCAACCAAAUCAAAGGUAGCAGGGUGAUUGGAGAAGUACAUGAGGAGAAAAUGUUGCGCUCUUUUAAGAAUAUCUCUUAUUAAUUUACGUGACAGAUGACUGCUGUUUAAAUUUUAUUUAGAAUAAAUUUCUCAUCCCAUA
Molecule: messenger RNA, 2962 nt
Organism: Amblyraja radiata (thorny skate)
Lineage: Eukaryota; Metazoa; Chordata; Chondrichthyes; Rajiformes; Rajidae
Gene: get3
Product: guided entry of tail-anchored proteins factor 3, ATPase
Exons: 9
Coding region: 3-1049 (348 amino acids)
Biological process (GO): tail-anchored membrane protein insertion into ER membrane
Cellular component (GO): GET complex
Molecular function (GO): ATP hydrolysis activity; ATP binding
Source: RefSeq, a predicted model, not a curated record